Molecule: messenger RNA, 2122 nt
Organism: Rhopalosiphum maidis (corn leaf aphid)
Lineage: Eukaryota; Metazoa; Arthropoda; Insecta; Hemiptera; Aphididae
Gene: Rsph3
Product: radial spoke head protein 3 homolog B
Exons: 9
Coding region: 143-1645 (500 amino acids)
Cellular component (GO): cilium
Source: RefSeq, a predicted model, not a curated record
UCAGUGCCGUUCGACCCGAUGGCCGUCGCGUUUGUCGGGUGUCGUCCUCGUCGUCGCCGUCGUCGUCACCGCGGCGGUUCGCUGGCGGAAAUCCGUCCUCGAGUUAUUUCCGGCUGUUGACUGACCGGAAAAACAAGACAGGAUGCAAGAGAACAAUAGUGGUACCGACGGUAGCGGCGGAGACGAUCGCACGUCUUCGUCAUUUGCGGUCAUCAACGACGAUCACGACCGCCGCGGCCGUCGCCGUCACCGCAAUCACCACGAUCACCACGAGCACCAAGACUACCGAGAUCAGCACUCACGUGACCGAGACCCGCGACACUUUGCCCGGACCCUGGAUUCAAAGCUCAAAAAGCUGCAGCGACAGUCCGGCAACGGUGUCAAGCACGCGUCCAGGAAACCCGUUUUCGUGACCACGGUUAAGACGGGAAUUUUCCUGGACCCACCACCCGACCUUGCCGCCCUGCUCGGGCUUGACGACCGUUCGUCCCCAUCCGGCGCCGACUCAGACCGAUACUAUUCGUACUCGAGCAAACCUCGCGUACUCCAUGACAGACAACACCAACGGUGCACUGUCUCCUAUUCGUCCCGGAAAACCGACGACCAACCCGAUAUGUGCAAACAAAUGGGUUACACGAACAUCAUGCACGACAAACGGGUGAUCAGGGGCAGUAAUUUUUCAAAAAAAUCAUUCCGUCCAAAAUGGAACCCAUAUUUUGGGUAUGCUAAACAGUUGUCGUCCGAGUUGGGUAAAGAGUCAUAUGCGUCACGGGAAGCAGAAGCUCGUCGACGGGCCAUGGCCAGGAAAAAAGCCAUAGACUAUCAAACCAGAGCGUUGCGAUUGCAUCUAGGAGCGCCGAAACUUACCAGAGGACGACAGAACGUGGACAUCCAAACUGAUGUACAUUUAGAAGAAUUGUAUGAUUAUCCAGUAUCCCAGACGUUCGGAGCCCAAACUGAGUUCGACCAAGAGCUGUUUUCGAAUCCGGGAACUGGAACGUCCGCUGGUACCGAUGCGUCUACCCAAGUAGACGACAAAGAUUUAUUCGACUUCGACACCGAAGUGACGCCGAUAGCAGAAGCUCUGAUUGCCGACGUGUUCAGACAAGCUAUGCGUGAAGUGCUGUACGAAGACGAGCUGGAAACGAGGGCACGACAACAAAGAGCACUUUGCAUGCGACGCACCGUCGAGGAGAUCGAAAAGCAAAGACUGCAGUACGAAGACGAAAGGCUGAAUAAAGUUAUCGCUGAACACGCUCAAUUGUUUGAUGAAGGCGAAAAAAACGAAAAAGCAAGAAUGUCUAUCUUGACUAAGGGCCGCGUGACUGAUUUAUUGCCCAAAGUACUUGAAAAUCUGAAUCAAGAAGGAAUUUAUACAAAUACGACUGUUAAUAAAUUAGAAAGUCCGGAAUUCGUGUCAUGGCUGACGGAAGAACUACAAGCUGAUAAAACGAAACACGCCGACAGUGACGACAUUUUAAAAAGUAUAAUCCAUGAUCUUGUAAAGCGUCGUUUGGAUUCAUACAAUGAAACUACUGAUGUGAAGAAUAUUGAACAACCCGAAGAACUAUUUAAAGAAAUUGAAUCAAUAACGUUAGAAACUGACAAAAAAAAUGAAUUGCCUAAUCUGACUACCGAUAGCUAAAGAUUAGGUACUUAAAAGCAAUCCGAUAAGAAGAAAAAGAAAGUGUCUAUAACUUUAUAGUCUACUUUACCCGGCCCAAAAUAUUUUUGACAAAUAAUAAGAUAGGUGUCAGUAUUGUACAAAACAUACUAUUUAAUAUAAACAUGUAUAAACAAAAGUUACCCUAAAUGAGACAGUAAAACACUGAAAGAUAAAAUUUACUUAAACAUAUAUACUCAGCGAGUUACACCUAAAAACAUUUGUUUUUUAACAAACAUCAUAAAUCUCAAUUCACCAUGUCAAGCGAGUUUAAUUAGUUUUAAAGUGAUUAAACGAGUAUUUAUAUCAUAAAUACCUAUGAAUAUAAAGGUUAUAUUAUGCAUAUUUUUAUUAGAGACAGUUUAUAAUAAUUUAUAAUGUAAUAAAAUUGAAUAUCUAAUUAGUUUUUUUCUGGUGCUAAUUUAAAAUACAUAAAUAAGUAAAAACAAUUAUGGACAA